CUUCUGCAGUAGCUAACUUUUCUAUCACUACAAUAGAUGUCGUUCAAGCGGCAAAAGUCCACGGGCGAGGUAGACCUAUCCAAGGUGUACACGUCCGGCCUACACCUCAUCGGACCGGACUACGCUUUCAAACCCUUCAGGGCCGACGCCCAUUUUGAGACCCUGUCCAAGAUCACGACCUACUCUACGGACAAAGUGGAGGUGACCAUCUCGUGCUCUUUCCAGUAUUUCUUGAAGGAGGAAGAUUUGGCAGAUUUGCACGCAGAGUAUGACAUCUACUACAAACCGGUCAUACGAACAACUGCUAACGCGGCCGUCAAGUCUCGCGCCUCGCAGAUAUCGGUUGCGCAGUUUAUACGGGACCGUGACACAGUGGAAACAGCGCUGUUUAAGAACCUUGCGGACCGACUCGGCGGCAAGUGUUGCCGCAAAAACUGUGCGGGUGACGCCUGUAAGGACUGCAUCGCAUGGAGUCAGUGCAAGCGCUCGGACAAAGGUCUGUUCGUGGAGGUCCGCUACUUUCAGCUCCUUGCCUUCGACAUCAACGAAGAUAUAAAGAGUCGCUACUUACGUCAAGUCACGGAGAAAGAGCAAGAAGAACAAGCCAAUUUUGAGCUACAGGAGAAGGUUGUCCGCAAGGAGACGGAACGGCAGAAGAAUGAGAUCCUAAACGAGGCUGCAGAAAUCGCGCAAAAUGCCACGUCCAUCGCGGCUAUCAUCACGGCUCAGACCGAGGCCGAUACCCUCGUGAAAGUAGAGAAUGCUCGUAACACGGGUCUCGCGGAGGUCUUCUCUGCUCUGAAUAUCACCAGCGAGCAGCACAAGGCGUCGUACAUUUAUUUGAACACAAUUAGGCAGCAAGAGAAAGCUAAACUGAGCGUCAACUACGAUACACUCAUGGCUAAGGACUAAACUUAUUUCUUUUUUUUUUUUUCAAAUAAACAUUGGAUGUAAUUUUGAUUGUCCUUAUGAUAUACAUCUUUAUUUUGAUAACGUGAUAUUAUCAUGUGAAUAAAAGGAACUUUAAGAGCG
Messenger RNA from Nematostella vectensis (starlet sea anemone), 1032 nucleotides. RefSeq lists its product as uncharacterized. The coding region runs from base 37 to 912 and encodes 291 amino acids. The transcript has 3 exons. The record is from RefSeq and is a predicted model, not a curated record. Lineage: Eukaryota; Metazoa; Cnidaria; Anthozoa; Actiniaria; Edwardsiidae.